Messenger RNA from Sceloporus undulatus (fence lizard), 4067 nucleotides. RefSeq names its product matrin 3 (gene MATR3). Gene Ontology annotation, molecular function: zinc ion binding; RNA binding. Gene Ontology annotation, cellular component: nucleus. The record is from RefSeq and is a predicted model, not a curated record. Bases 405 to 3080 code for a protein of 891 amino acids. Lineage: Eukaryota; Metazoa; Chordata; Lepidosauria; Squamata; Phrynosomatidae. The transcript is spliced from 16 exons.
CGGGAGCGGAGUCUAACGCAGCGGUCUUUCUACGCCUUUCCCCUGUUCUCUUCCUCCACCGGGGUCCGCUUCCCCAGCUUCUGCUUGUGACAGGGGUACGGGCCAAUCAGGGAAGCGCUCGUUUCUGUCUUAGCGAGGUUUACAGUACAUCGAUUUCAUAAUAAGCCUGGGCAGUUGCAGCUUGUGUGGAAACCAGGCUUUGCAGUGAAACCAUCUGCUGGUCAGUCCAACUCUGUCAGGAGACCUGUCGUGUGUUUCUCAGCUUGAAGAAGAUCAACAGUCAUUAUUGAUCCCUUUUCUUGGCGUUACCUUUUUGAAGUGAAGUUUACCUAGUUUUCUAGAGUGAGCUUUCUUUUCAGACAUUUCUAAAGUUUGAUCCAUAAUAGACAAGCUAUAGUUCAGCAAUGUCCAAGUCAUUCCACCAGUCAGCUCUAAAUAGGGAUUCCCAAGGUCAUGGACGUGACCUUUCUGCAGGAAUAGGCCUUCUUGCUGCUGCUGCUACCCAGUCUUUAAGUGUGCCAGCAUCUCUUGGAAGGAUGAACCCGGGUACGGCGCGCCUUGCUAGCUUAAUGAAUCUUGGAAUGAGUUCUUCAUUGAAUCAACAAGGAGCUCAUAGUGUGCUGUCUUCUGCUAGUCCAUCUUCCCAUGCCUUACAGUCUAUAUUUAACAUUGGAAAUAGAGGCCCACUCUCUCUGUCUUCUCAGCACCGUGGAGAUACAGAGCAGGCCACUAGCAUUCUGGCCAGCUUCGGGCUGUCUGCUAGAGACUUAGAUGAACUGAGUCGUUAUCCUGAGGACAAGAUCACUCCUGAAAACUUGCCUCAAAUACUUCUGCAACUUAAAAGGAGGAGAGCUGAAGAAGGCCCAUCACUGAGUUAUGGUAGAGAUGGCAGAUCAGCUGCACGGGAGCCGCCAUACAGAGUUCCUAGGGAUGAUUGGGAAGAGAAAAGGCAUUUUAGAAGAGAUAGCUUUGAUGAUCGUGCUUCUAGUCUCAGCCGAGUGGUUGACUAUGAUCAUGGAAGUCGUUCUCAAGAAUCUGUUUAUUAUGACAGAAUGGAUUAUGAAGACGAGAGAUUAAGAGAUGGAGAAAGGUGUAGGGAUGACUCUUACUAUGGCGAAACUUCGCAUAAGUAUCGUAAAUUUGACAGUGAGUAUGACAGAUUGGGCCGUGGCCCUGAGAGAUCUCUCUUUGAGAAAAAAAGAGGCGCUCCUCCUGAUAGCAAUAUUGAAGACUUCCAUGGACUCUUACCGAAGGUUUAUCCCCAUCUGUGCUCUAUCUGUGAUUUGCCUGUUCAUUCUAAUAAGGAGUGGAACCAGCAUAUCAAUGGAGCAACACACAGCCGACGUUGUCAACUUCUCCUUGAAAUAUACCCUGAAUGGAACCCUGAUAGUGAUUCUGGACGUGGGCUGGGUGAUCCAUUUAUGUUGCAAUCCACAAAUCCAGCUCCGGGAAUUUUGGGACCACCUCCACCUCCAUUUCAUCUGGGAGGGCCACCACUUGGAUCAAGAGGGGCUGGAAAUGGAAGCAUGCAAGGGCCAAGACACUUGCACAAGGGCAGAGUGGAAACAAGCCGAGUUGUACACAUUAUGGAUUUUCAGAGAGGGAAAAACCUGAGAUUCCAGUUGCUGCAGCUUGUUGAACCAUUUGGAAUUAUUACAAAUCACCUAAUCUUGAACAAAAUAAAUGAGGCAUUUAUUGAAAUGUCUACCACUGAAGAUGCGCAAGCUGUAGUAGAGUAUUAUUCAACAGCACCAGCCUUAGUGUUUGGCAAACCUGUGAGAGUCCAUUUAUCACAGAAAUAUAAAAGAAUAAAGAAACCAGAAGUGAAACCUGACCAAAAAUUUGAUCCUCCAAAACAAGAACUCGGUCGUGUGAUUCAUCUCAGUAAUUUGCCAAAUUCGGGCUAUUCUGACAAUGCCGUACUCAAAUUAGCCGAGCCCUAUGGGAAAAUAAAGAACUACAUAUUAAUGAGAAUGAAGAGUCAGGCUUUCAUAGAGAUGGAGACAAGAGAAGAUGCUGAAGCAAUGAUGGAGCACUGUUCUAACAAAGCCCUCUGGUUCCAGGGAAGAUGUGUGAAAGUAGAUUUGUCAGAAAAGUACAAGAAAUUAAUAUUAAGGAUUCCCAACAAAGGAGCAGAUGUGAUGAGGAAAGAUAAACCAAGAAAGAGAGGUCUUUCUCCAGAUAGCAAAGACUACGGAAGUGAGGAGAAAAAAAGUAAGUCUGAUGAAAAUGAGAAAAUGGAUACUGAAGAUAAAGAAGAGAAGGGAGAUGAAGCAGAAGGGCAGGAUACAAAAGACAGCGAACAAGCAGACCAAGAAGAACCACAUUUACUUGAAUCUGAAGAUGAGCUGUUGGUAGAUGACGAGGAAGCAACAGCAUUGCUAGAGAGUGGCAGUUCAGCAGCAGAAGAUACAGAUGUGGCAAAUUUGGGCGAGGUAACUACUGAAGAAAAGGAAGCAGCUGGUGAUGAAACUACUGCAAAAACUGAAGAGGGUGCUGCAACUACUACAGCAGGGAAAAAAAUGAAAAAAAGGCAUGUAGGUGGAUUUCCAAGAAGCAUGGAAGGUUUUGUCACUCUUGAUGAAGUUGGUGAUGAAGAAGAUUCAGAUCACCAGAAACAACGUCGAUCUGGCAUGGUUAAAUCUCUUGUAAAAACUGACAACAAUGAAACUGAAGGUACAGCUGAAGAAACAGAACAGGGAAAUGAGACACUGGAAAAUGGUGCCAAAACUGUGAAGACAGACCAAUCUGAAAUGAAUGAUGGCACAGUAUCACAAGAAGGAGAGAAAAAAGAAAGUACCAGUGAGCAAGAUACUGCCAGUGAGAGAUGCGCAGUCUCAGAUGAACACAGAAUUGGACCAUAUCAACCAAAUGUUCCUGUUGGUGUGAACUAUGUGGUGCCGAGAACUGGGUUUUACUGUAAAUUGUGUUCUUUAUUUUACACCAAUGAAGAUGCUGCGAAAAAGGUCCACUGCAGCAGCCUCACACACUAUCAAAAACUGAAGAAACACAUGGACAAAAUGGCUGAAGAUCAGAAACAGAAAAAAAAAGACUUAAAUGCUGCUGCAGAGGAGGCUUAAGAAUUUAAGAAAAACUUGUUUUAUUUUUAAUGUUUAUCUCAAUACAGCAAAAUUGAUGAAAUGCUAUAUUACGUAGAUUUUAGUAGACUAAAUAAAAGUAUAAUUCUGUUAAUGUGUUUAAUGUUAUAACAAACUGCAUUUUCAAAUCUUUUGUUUGUUUAAAAAGGGGGGGGAAGACAGUAGAUAUUUGUGUCUAAAUUGAUUCUUCUGAAGGACUGUUGCAUAAUUUGUGAAGACCAGAGAAUUUUAUCAGCAUUAAGCUUUUCAGAGUUUGAAAAACAUCUUUUUAAAUGCGGUUUUUUUCAGUUACAUAUUAAAACUUAGAAUUUUUUCCCCUCUGGAACAUUCCACAUUCCAUUUUUUAGUCCAGCUAGUAGUUUUUCAGUGGACUUUCAUUAUUUCAUUUCAUUUUUGAGACGUGUUAGAAAUUUUAUGUGGCUUUUAAAAAUGUGGAAACAUUUUCUUUAGUAUCCAUGUGUUAGAUAGUGAAUAGGAAAACUAUAGCCAGCUUCAACAACAACAAAAAAAAAAAACUAUUAUCUCAGUCCUGAUUUUUCUGUCCUGAUCUUGCAGGAAGCAAAUUCUUACUCUUCUGACCAGUAUUACGUUUCUGAGCUCUUACCUGCAACUUUAAUUUAGUACUUUCCAUACAUCUUCAGUAUAAGCAAAAGGAGCAUUUCAAGGCUAAAUUGUAAAUAUUUACCUUUUUUAUGUUUGUAUUCCAACUCAGAUCCUAGAUUAGUUACUAAACAGUCAUUAAACCUAGAAGUACUUGGUCCAUAGUAACGUGUUUAGAGUGGGGCCUACAUUUUCAGAAUUGAUUUCAUCCUAUAUUCUUGAUGUAACUUCACAUAGCUGAUGUGAAUGGAGCUUGUGUGUAAAAUCUGUUUUUGUGUAGUUUUAUCAUUUUAACAGCUUACUUUACUUAACUGGAUUCAGAUUGUUAGAAUGUCAAGCCAAUAAACUAUCAAACAAGUCAAGAGUAAA